Messenger RNA from Linum tenue, 480 nucleotides. Lineage: Eukaryota; Viridiplantae; Streptophyta; Magnoliopsida; Malpighiales; Linaceae. The record is from the annotation of a GenBank genome assembly.
AUGCCAGUCGGCGGCGGCCACCGCCUCCUCGGCCUCCCGGCCCUCACCAUCGCCGUCGUCGGCGUCAUAACCGCCACCGCCGGCCUCCUCAUCUACCGCCUCCUAGCCUACCUAUGGUGCCACUACAACGCCGCCACGCGCGGGGGAGCCGCCGUUGACGACGACGCGCCAGGCCAUACGCCGCCGCCGGUCCCGCUCCGCACGGUCAUGAACUUCAGCGACGCCAGCGUGGAGCAGUUCUCGUCGGUGGACCACCUCAUCCCCACGUGCCAGUACAGCGACGACGUCGGCACGUGCGCCAAGACGGAGGAUUACGGCACGUGCGCAGUCUGCCUGGCGCAGUUCGCCGUCGGGGAGCCCGUCCGCGUGCUGCCGGAGUGCUUGCACAUUUUCCACGCCGGAUGUAUCGACACGUGGCUGUUCCAGCACUCCGACUGCCCCGUGUGCCGGACCGACACCGGCGUGCGCGGUAUUGGUUGA